Hirsutella rhossiliensis is the source of this 768-nucleotide messenger RNA. Its product is annotated as glutaredoxin domain-containing protein. The coding region runs from base 1 to 768 and encodes 255 amino acids. The record is from RefSeq and is a predicted model, not a curated record. The transcript has 2 exons. Gene Ontology annotation, molecular function: 2 iron, 2 sulfur cluster binding. Lineage: Eukaryota; Fungi; Ascomycota; Sordariomycetes; Hypocreales; Ophiocordycipitaceae.
AUGUCAAGCAUCUCUGAGAUCACGUCGGACGCUCAAUGGGAGCAGCUACUGGCUUCCGCGCCCGCGUCGGCGCUCGUCAUCGUCUCCUUCCACGCUCCAUGGGCCGCCCCGUGUGCCCAGAUGGCUACGGUCCUCGAGACGCUGGCCUCCGAAUACCCUCUUACCGAGCCGCCAAGCACCCUUUGGACAUCUGUCAACGCGGAGGAAUUAAGCGACGUUAGCGAAACCUACGACGUCACUGCCGUUCCCUUCCUGGUCCUCCUCCGUAACGGCCAGGUCGUCGAGAGUGUUAGCGGCAGCAAUGCCGUCAAGGUCAGGGCCGCCAUCGAGAAGCACGCCCGUGGCGACACGAAUACUUCGUCGCAUACCGGCGUGACCAAUGGGGUUCAGAAAACCAGCGACCAGACUUCGCAGACGGAUGUGGAUCCCGAGAAGCAAGAUGAGGAUCUUCAAAAGCGCUUGGGGGAUCUCGUCAAGGCGGCACCAGUCAUGCUAUUCAUGAAGGGAACCCCAGGCUCCCCGCAAUGCGGCUUCUCGCGACAGGUGGUGGCAAUUCUGCGAGAAAACUCGGUCAAGUACGGAUUCUUCAACAUCCUGGCCGAUGACGAGGUUCGCCAGGGACUCAAGGAGUUUGCCGAGUGGCCAACCUAUCCGCAGCUCUGGAUCGACGGCGAGCUCGUUGGCGGGCUGGACAUUGUCAAGGAGGAGCUCGCGAGCGAUGCAGACUUCUUCAAGGCCUACAGUGUCGGAGACUCGGCAGCGGCGUGA